AUGUCAAGUGCUACCGCAGUAAGUGCAUUAAGGCCAUCCGCCAACAGUCCGAUAUCGAAGCCGCGGGCUGUUUACAGUAUCGAUCAGAUACUCGGAACACACCAUCAUCACGUUCACCAUCACCAUCAAUUGCACCAAAUCCAUCACAGUAGGAAAAUUAUCAACAACAACAACAAUAACGAUCAAGAAAACACAAUGAAACUCGAUGUGAAUAGUGAUCACGAUAACAGUGUCGAUGUCAUGGAUAACGAUGACGAUUUGGGAUAUGGGGCUGAUGGUGACAUGGAUGGCGAUCAUGGAGAUUUAAAUGGACGUCCUCGCAAAAUUAGACGAAGCCGCACUACCUUUACGACGUACCAAUUGCACCAACUUGAACGCGCAUUCGAAAAGACCCAAUAUCCGGAUGUCUUUACGCGCGAAGAGCUUGCCAUGAGACUGGAUCUUAGCGAGGCACGAGUUCAGGUUUGGUUCCAAAAUCGUCGGGCAAAAUGGAGGAAACGUGAGAAAGCCAUGGGUCGAGAUACGUCGGCGUUUCUGCACCAUGAACAAGGUCUCACAGACUUUCCAUUGUCAUUGCCGUUAGCGCAUAAUUUGGCUGCCGCGGGACAUCCAGGACUUCCUGCUGAGUUUUGGCCUGCGAAUUUUGCUCUUCAUCCGUCACUCAUGCCGCCUACCAAUCACGGACUGCUUCACCCCAAUGUCAUGCACAACUACAAGUUGCCCAAUAUUCAUGCUCUGCUGUCGCAAUACAUGGGCUUGAAUAAUCUCUUUGGAUAUCCGCAAAAUUUGUCGAUGCCCGGAGCGAGACCCGCAACUACGAUGCCCAAUACGACAAGCAGCAGCAACAAUAACAAUACGAGUACUGCAUCGACAACAACGACAACUUCGUCACCGACAACGCCACCAAUGAACCACAGCAGUUCGACGCAUUCGCCAUCACAGAGCCCCAAAGAUCGACGAAGUCCGGGCAGUGACAAAAAUGACGGAAAUGAAAAGUAAUUUUCAUAUUUCUCACAGAAAACAUUCAGUCAA
Culicoides brevitarsis is the source of this 1032-nucleotide messenger RNA. RefSeq names its product paired box protein Pax-6-like. The transcript has 5 exons. Gene Ontology annotation, biological process: regulation of transcription by RNA polymerase II. Lineage: Eukaryota; Metazoa; Arthropoda; Insecta; Diptera; Ceratopogonidae. The record is from RefSeq and is a predicted model, not a curated record. The coding region runs from base 1 to 999 and encodes 332 amino acids. Gene Ontology annotation, molecular function: DNA-binding transcription factor activity, RNA polymerase II-specific; RNA polymerase II transcription regulatory region sequence-specific DNA binding.